Molecule: messenger RNA, 594 nt
Organism: Drosophila guanche
Lineage: Eukaryota; Metazoa; Arthropoda; Insecta; Diptera; Drosophilidae
Exons: 3
Coding region: 1-594 (197 amino acids)
Source: RefSeq, a predicted model, not a curated record
AUGAAGCCAAUCUGCGCUGCAACUGUCAGUCUUUUAGUAUGGAUUUCAUUGAUAAGAAACGGCCAUGCGGUGGAUGAGCCUCCGCUGUCUGUGCUGAGAGCUGAAGGAGAUGAUGGAAAACCUCCACUGAUCGUGUUGACGAGUUCCAUAACAAUGCCAGUGCCAACGGAGGGAGUCAAAUAUGAAGCAACGGAGCCAGGAACCAACAGCGAUGUUACAGCUGUUCCAGAGACACCACAACUACCCACACGGGCGCCUCACAAGAAGAAGCCGCCACCCAACGGCCCUCAGGCCCCACUCUUGUCAAUGCCUGAAAUGUGGAACAGUUUUCCGCUGUCAAAUGCUGCUGCAAGGCCAGUUCCAGUACCACCCUCUGCGAUCCCGUUUUACUACCCGCUGCCUGUAUAUAUUCCAUAUCCGAUUCCAUUUGUGCUGAACUAUGCCCCGGAGGACCAAAGCGGAGUGCAAUUCAAUGAACUACUGCCUGAGCAGCUCAGCAAAGAACGCAAAAAGAUUCGAAAGGGGCAACAUCCGAAGAAGACUGCAAGUCGAAAUCUACCUACAAAGUGGCAAGAUUCAAACCCGAGUCCUUGA